This is a messenger RNA of Entamoeba invadens IP1, 1398 nucleotides long. Its product is annotated as myosin light chain kinase, putative. NCBI's taxonomy places the organism in Eukaryota, Evosea, Mastigamoebida, Endamoebidae. Gene Ontology annotation, biological process: protein phosphorylation. The transcript has a single exon. The coding region runs from base 1 to 1398 and encodes 465 amino acids. The record is from RefSeq and is a predicted model, not a curated record. Gene Ontology annotation, molecular function: protein kinase activity; ATP binding.
AUGCAGGGGACAACAGCUGUUGUUGUUCGAGUCCUCGAAGGUCGAAAUAUGCCGAAGAACAAGACAAAGCCGUUUGACUUGUACGUACGCUUUAAGAACACUGCAAACACGCAAUCAUUCCAAACCUCAACACAAGAGAAAACAACGUCCCCCAAGUGGACGGACCAAUUUGACUUGUCCCUUCCUACAAAUCUCAUCAACAAAAAAACUUUAUUACUUUUCCACGUCUGGGCAAAUGGAUUUUUUAAAGAGUCUAUUGGGACAUUAAAGGUGGAGAUGACUGACGAGAAGUAUAAGGAUAAAUGGUAUCCUAUUGAGUUAGACAAGAAGUUCCCAAAGUCGACGCAAAAGCCGGACCUCCGAGUGACUGUUGAAAUUGUCUCUCCGCAACAAGCACAGACCGAGUCGGAGUCACAAGACGAGGAAGUUGAAGUGAAAGAGAAAGUGCCGGAGGUCAAGGAGAAUGACGUUUUAGUACAACCCGAAUACAACUCCUUCGACGAUUUCAAACAGAAGUAUUUGAUCACAAACAACGAGUUGGGGGAGGGCGCCUUUUCGGUGGUAUUUCCAGGACAAGUCAUCGCGACAAAGGAGCGCGUUGCUAUCAAAAGAAUAAUAAAAGAGGGAUUGCCUGAGGAUCAACUUGAAGCCGUCCAUCGGGAAAUAUCGCUGAUGCGUCGAUUACGACAUAAAAAUAUCGUUCGACUACUAGACGUCUACGAGAACAAUGAGAUGUUGUAUCUUGUAUUGGAAUAUAUAGAAGGAGGUGAACUCUAUGAACGGUUGGCUCAAAGUGCAUUAAAAGAGCGCCAAGCAGCGUGUUUAGUGGCACAAUUAGUAUCUGCGUUGGUGUAUCUCCACAAGAAUAACAUUGCGCAUCGAGACUUGAAGCCAGAAAAUAUUUUGUGUGUGUAUAAAGAUGGGUUGUAUGUCAAAAUCGCCGAUUUUGGAUUGUCGAAGGACUUUUCUUCAGCAAUGCUCCAAACGUGCUGCGGGACAGCUUCGUAUGUUGCUCCUGAAGUGAUUAACGGAGAACCUUAUACAUGUCAAUGUGACAUUUGGUCACUUGGGGUUAUCGCGUAUUUAGCGAUAUCAGGGAAUUUGCCAUUCUAUGACGACGAUGAAGACGUCAUAUUUGAUAAGAUAUUGGAAGGGACGUACGAGUUUACGGGAGAGACGUGGGAUAAUGUGAGUGCAAAGGCGAAAGAUUUCAUCGAAAAGUGUUUGACACAAAACCCUCUUGAUAGACCAACAUCAUUUGAAUUGGUAAAACAUCCAUGGCUUUCUACCGCACAAGUUAGGUUGGAUGUGGAUGAGGAAAUGGAUGAAAACAAGAACAGAUUUACAUUUGAUAAUGCAUGUGGAUAUAUUGUCAAGUGUGGCAACACCCUCGGAUAA